This is a messenger RNA of Oppia nitens, 1082 nucleotides long. RefSeq names its product kelch-like protein diablo. Bases 8 to 979 code for a protein of 323 amino acids. Lineage: Eukaryota; Metazoa; Arthropoda; Arachnida; Sarcoptiformes; Oppiidae. Gene Ontology annotation, molecular function: protein binding. The transcript is spliced from 9 exons. The record is from RefSeq and is a predicted model, not a curated record.
UAAAAAAAUGUUUAAAUAUAAUUACUAUUGCUUUUUAUUGUUAACUAUUUUCAAUUGUAUAUAUUGUUUAAAUGCAAUUGCAAUUAAUAGCAAACAACAGCAAAAUCAAACACUUGACUUAUCGGAUAGUUUUAUUCAUAUAUGCGGCGGUUUGGAUGGGAUAUCAAUUUUAUCGGACUGUUAUUAUUAUAAUAUACACACAAAUCAAUGGCAAUCCAUACAAUCCAUGUCCACUCCAAGGGAUGACUUUAAUAUGAUUUCAUACGAUUCAAAAUUGUAUGCAAUCGGCGGCUAUAAUGGUAAUUAUUUGAAUAGCGUUGAAACAUAUGAUACUAAAACAAGUCAAUGGAAAUCAAUAGCAUCGAUGAAUAUAAUACGACACUACCAUGAUGUAACUGUACUUGAUAAUACAAUUUAUGUAUGCGGUGGUGAAUAUGGUAACGUUGUCUUCAAAUCGUGUGAAUAUUAUUUUAAGGCUAUCGAUGAAUGGCAUUUUGUAACAGCAAUGGCUACGGAAAGGCGUGGUCUGGCACUGGUAGCACACGAAGGCUAUCUGUAUGCUAUCGGUGGCGAUAAUGCUAACGAAUAUUUAAAUACAAUGGAAAGGUAUGAUACAGUUAGUCAACAAUGGCAACCAAUGGCUAAUAUGAAAUAUACUAGAUCCUAUUUUGCUGCCGUCUCAUAUUUGGAUAAAAUAUACGUUUGCGGCGGUUUUGGUAAUAGUGAUUGGAAAUCAUGCGAAACAUAUGAUCCGCAAACAAACCAAUGGACACCAAUUGCUUCAAUGUUAUCAGAAAGAGCUUCAUUGAAAUUAAUUGCAUUUGACGACAAAUUAUAUGCAUUGGGUGGACGAACAAUAGAUGAUCAUAUAUUAGAUACAGUUGAAAUGUACGAUUAUAAAUCAAAGCAAUGGUUGCCAACAACAUCAUUGCCAAAACAUAUUAAACAGUUUGGGGCAUCUGUUAUAACUAAAUUAUAAAUUAUUCAAUUGUAGCAGAUUAAUUAAAAAAUUAUGUUUACUCCUACAUUGUUAACACUAAAAUAUUCUGUAAAAUAUUAUUAUUAAUAAAAAUUAUUGUUCA